Messenger RNA from Danio rerio (zebrafish), 5555 nucleotides. The record is from RefSeq and is a predicted model, not a curated record. NCBI's taxonomy places the organism in Eukaryota, Metazoa, Chordata, Actinopteri, Cypriniformes, Danionidae.
UGACGUCGCUUCCGGUAUUUUAAAUAUGGCGGAUAAACGCAUGAAAAUGUCCUGCACGAUUUGAAGCUUAUAAAAGUUAUUUUAUGGCACUUGUUUGCUGCUGACAAGAACGAGUUCAAAAGGCGAACAAAGGCUUCCACCAUGAGCAGCAGGAGGAAACGUGCGCCGCCAGUGCGCGUGGAUGAGGACGCCAAGAGGAGACUGGACUGGAAUAUGCAUGAAGACCGCAAGAAUGAAGGAGCUUGUGAAGACAUUCUGGAGUCCGUCCCAGCACCGUCUGACAGCUGUCUGCCUGUACCAGUGCUUGAGCAAGGUUUUAUAUCUUCUGCAGGCACAGAAGAAGAACCAUCAGAAGAGCGUCCAAGCUGCUCCACACAGGAUUCUCCUCCAGACACCAUUGAACUGAAUGUAAUGCCAAUUUCUGUUCUGGAUCAAGGGUGGAACGCACUGAUCGGAGAGUUUAACUUGCAUCCAAAGAUUCCUAUUGAGGUUGCAGAUGGUUCAUUCUGCCUGCAGCAAACAGGAGACACACUGAGCAUGACUCUGAACACUCUUGAGAUGGAGGAUGGGAGGGGUAGAAGUGAUCCGCUCUGUUCGGUGCCUGUCGCAUGUUCACUUGGUGGACUGUUGUUGGAGGAUCUGGAUUGGCUGCAGAAGAGGAAGGUCAUUAAAUUGUGUCAUGCAUCAGGAGGUGUGCCGGUGAAGCUGAAAGUUUUUCUUAUUGAAUCAGGAUUGGGCAGACCGGAAUUCCUCAGUGAAGGAAACGGACGGAUUAAAAAAGCCAGUCAGCUUCUGCAGAAAUUAAUGGAAUUGUUUUACGACUUCAUCAUCCCUGAGGUGAUGGAGAAUGAAGAGGAGGCGUGUGACACUGAUCUGGAGCGUCAGAACGUGGAGGAGCUGUACGAUCACGUCAGACACCUCCACCAGACCGAAGCAGCCGAGCAGAGCUUCCACGUCCAGCACCCGGCUCUCAUCCCCAUCCUGAGACCCUACCAGAGUCAGGCCGUCAACUGGAUGCUAAGGAGGGAGAAAUACAAAAGCAGCAGCUCUCCAGAGCAAAGGUUGCAUUUUCUUUGGAGGGAAAUGGUCACGAUUUGCGGGAAAAAACUCUUUUACAAUCCCUACACUGGAUGCCUGAUUCGAGAGUUUCCUCUGGCUGGAGUGGACUGGCCCGGCGGGAUCCUUGCUGAUGAGAUGGGACUUGGGAAAACUGUGGAAGUACUGGCUCUGAUUCUGUGUAACACUCGGCAAAACCUGGAGCACGGGGUCCUCACUUUACCUGUGGGUCGGUCUGUGAAUUACUUUGUUCCUCCUCCACCAUUAGAGAGACAAAGAAUCAUAAAGCAUGAGCCGAGACCCAAAGAGAAGAUCAUAUAUCCAGCUGUUCGUGAGAUGCUGUUAACUGCUAUUAAGGAAAUGAAGGUUGGAAAAGGAGCAUCGAUUAAUGCAAUUUUUGCUUAUCUGCGGACCAUGUACAAGUACGACACCCUGAAGAACCGCAACCACAUCAAGAAAAUCCUGACCAAGCUCAUUAGCGAGAACAUUGUGGAGCAGAUCAAAGGACGAGGCUUAGCGGGAUCCUUCAAACUGGGGAAGAACUACAAAGAGAAGAAGAAGAAGCCUGUCACUGCACGAACUAAGUCUGCUGACCAGCCCGCUCCCAGGAGAACAUCUCGUCGAGUUUCUGCUCCGGAUAAAGAUUCCUCACUGACCUCCUAUACAACAACAGCAUCAGAUUCAGCAUCGGAAGACAGUAUGAAUCCUCCUCUUCUCACAGAAGAGCUGAAAUCUGAUCCUGAUUCACUUCUGGACCCAGAAAAUCCCCUGCAGAAAAAACCUGUAGACAUAACAGAUGAUAAAGAAAUACCCGACAAACCCCAACUGCAAAUAACAGAAGACGUCCAUAUUGAAUCUAACAAACCAGAUCUUAUGCAAACCUCAAAACCUGAAGUCGAAACGCCAACCAGAGCGUCUGUGGUCCCGUUUAAUACUCCAGACUACCGCUUUGAGUGCAUCUGUGGAGAGCUGGGCCUGGUGGACUAUAAGCCCCGGGUUCAGUGUCUGAACUGUCUGUUAUGGCAGCAUGCCGAGUGUGUCAACUAUAAGGAGGAGAAUCUGGAAACGACGCCAUUUUAUUGUCCUCACUGUCUGGUGGCCAUGACACCAGUGUCCACUGGAGCGACUCUUAUCAUCUCACCCAGCUCAAUUUGUCAUCAGUGGGUGGAUGAAAUCAACCGGCACAUUCACACCUCCUCCCUCAGAGUGCUGGUGUAUCAGGGCGUGAAGAGACACGGUUUUAUCCAGCCUCACAUUCUGGCCGAGCAGGAUGUGGUCAUCACCACUUAUGACGUUCUGCGCACUGAACUCAAUUAUGUGGAUAUUCCUCACAGCAAUAGUAAAGAUGGCCGUCGAUUCCGCAACCAGAAGCGCUACAUGGCCAUACCGAGCCCUCUAGUGGCUGUGGAGUGGUGGCGCGUUUGUCUAGAUGAAGCUCAGAUGGUGGAGUGCACCACAGCCAAGGCUGCAGAAAUGGCUUUGCGUCUCACAUCUGUUAAUCGCUGGUGUGUGAGUGGAACACCUGUGCAGAGAGGUUUGGAGGACCUGUAUGGUCUCGUCCUGUUCUUGGGAGUUGAUCCCUACUGGGUGAAGUACUGGUGGGAUCAGUUACUCUAUCGCCCGUACCGUCACGGCAAUACAGCACCGCUCUACAACGUCAUUGGUCAACUACUAUGGCGAUCUGCCAAAAAAGACGUCAUUGAUCAGAUCCAAAUCCCCCCUCAAACAGAGGAGAUCCAUUGGCUUAACUUCUCCCCCGUGGAAAGACACUUUUACCACCGUCAGCAUGAGGUUUGCUCCCAGGAUGCUUUAGUGAAGCUAAGGAAGAUCUCAGAUUGGUCACUGAAGCUAGGAAGUUUGGACCGUCGUACCGUCACUACCAUAUUAUACCCACUUUUGCGUCUGCGCCAGGCCUGCUGCCACCCGCAGGCCGUCCGAGGAGAAUUUCUACCCCUUCAAAAAAGCACAAUGACAAUGGAGGAGUUGUUGAAGUCGCUGCAGAAGAAAUGUCGUGUGGAGUGUGAAGAAGCGCACAGGCAGCUGGUCUGUGCUCUCAACGGUCUGGCUGGAAUCCACAUCAUUAGAAGUGAGUUUGUAGAUGCAGCGGAGAUGUACAGGGAAGUGUUGCGAUCAUCUGAAGAACACAAAGCAAGGCUGAAAACUGAUUCCCUUCAGAGGCUUCAUGCAACCCACAAUCUAAUGGAACUUCUAAGUGCAAACCACCCUGGGAUUCCUCCAACCCUGAGAGAUGACAGUCUCAAAGAAGAGGCCGAGCAGCUGAAGCAGCAUUACAUGGCCAAAGUGAACUCUGAGGUUUCUGAAGCACAUCAAAACCUACAGCCUGUUCUUCAGCACAUUAAAGAACAAAGACGCAAGGUAAACCUUCGCUCCCCCUGGUGGCUGGAUGUCAUACAGCAGGCCAUGCAGUACUCCAUGGAUGAUGAUCUUGUCAGCCGCAUUCAAAAUGAGCUUACAUGCAGUUAUAAACAACAAGCCAACAAGCUCUCAAUGGCAGACAAAUUUCGAGACGCUCGGGGUCUUCAGUUUCUGCUCAGCACUCAAAUGGAUGAUUUGAUGAAGUCACAGAAAACAGUCCAGGAUGCUGUGAAGAAGCUGGAAGGGCCGCCGUCUCAACAAGUCAUCGAGGAAGCAACACUUUGCCACCUGCGACCUGUUCGUCUGCCACUGAACAACUGUGUGUUUUGCAAAGCAGAUGAACUUUUUACAGACUACGAGUCGAAGCUUUUCUCGCACACAGUAAAAGGGCAGACGGCUAUCUUUGAGGAGAUGAUUGAAGACGAGGAAGGGCUGGUAGAUGACAGGCUUCCCACCACCAGUAGAGGAUUAUGGGCCGCCAGUGAGACCGAACGAGCUCUUAAAGCCAUCUUGUCCUUCGCUAAAGUCCGCCGCUUGGAGUCUGGCCUCAUCGAGGAGGGAAACUCCUUCAUGGAGCUCUUCGAGUCCUGGAAGAAAGAAUACAAGCUUCUGCAUGAGUACUGGAUGUCUCUGCGGGAUCAUGUAUCUGCUAUAGAUGAGCUGGGAAUGGCCACCGAGAGGCUGCGUGUGCGCUUACCUGAUGAGCCCAAACCCAAAGUCCUGCAUAUUAUUGAGCCUCACGAGGUGGAGCAGAACAGGAUAAAGCUGCUCAAUGACAGGGCAGUGGCCAAAUCACAGCUGCAAAAAAAGCUUGGGCAGUUUCUCUAUCUCACAAACCUGGAGAAGUCUCAGGAUAAGUCCACUGGUGGUCUGAAUCCAGAACCAUGUCCAAUCUGUGCUCGUCCGCUGGGUCAGGAGUGGGCCGUACUGACCUGUGGACACUGUUUCUGUAACGAGUGCAUCGCCAUCAUUGUGGAGCAAUACAGCAUCGGCAAUCGACGGAGAGCUAUAAAGUGUGCCAUAUGCCGACAAACCACUUCACACGCAGAGAUCUCAUAUGUGUUCACCACUCAAAACAACCACCAGGGGCAGGACAUCCCUGUGAAGGGUAGCCACUCCACGAAGGUCGAGGCUGUGGUUCGAGUCCUAAAAAAAGUCCAGAUGACCGACCCGGGAGCCAAGUCUCUUGUGUUCUCCACGUGGCAGGGCGUCCUGGACAUCAUCGCCAAAGCCCUGUUUGACAACAACAUGGAGUUUGCACAGAUCAACGGAAUUCACAAGUUUCAGGAGAACCUGAGUGCUUUCAAAUAUGAGGAGAAGAUCAACAUCUUGUUGCUGCCACUGCACACAGGCUCCAAUGGACUGAACAUCAUUGAAGCAACACACGUGCUACUGGUGGAGCCCAUCCUAAACCCCGCCCACGAGCUGCAGGCCAUAGGAAGAGUGCAUCGGAUUGGCCAGACCAAACCCACAUUUGUUCAUCGGUUUCUGAUUAAGUCCACCAUUGAGGAACGGAUGCAAGCCAUGCUGAAAACAGCAGAAAAGAGUCACAGUUCCACGUCUAUGAAGCAUUCGGAGGCCUCUGUGUUUACAGUGGCAGACCUGGCGGAUCUGUUCACCGAGGACAGCGAGACUCUUGAGUAAACGCGUCUCCAGACCUGCCAGCCCAAAGGCCAGUAAUGCGAACACCACACUAACACCAGCCAGGAGAUCCUCUAUGUUUGCAUUGCACAUUCCCCUUUCUAUAGGGUCUGUCCCAUAGUCUACUUUAUCUAUUCGGCUGGGUGUGAAAAAAGAUGAUUUGAUGUACUGUACAUUUUCUGUCCUGUUUAUAGCUGGUGUCAUUUUUUUUAUUAAUGCCUUGCUGCUGUUUUACUAUGGUUUUAAUGAAUUGUAUUGAAAUUAGAAUACCUUUCUAAUGUUAUACAUCCUGUGCAGUGGACAGUUUUUAACAUUAGCACUCAUGUAUAUGUGACUCUGAUGAAGCAAAUGUUUUAUAACCCAUGGUAAUCACUGUCAACCUGUACUGUGAAGCUGGUAAAAACACAGUAUGUGGAAAUUAUUGGAGUUAUGAUGUUGCUCUGUUUUGUUUUUUAUUAUAAAUGUAACCCUGGAUGACAAAA